CAGUAUCUAGCAUUGGACAUGGGCAAAGAGUGAAGGAGUGGCUCAAAGGGAUGAUCAACAACACAUCUGGGUCAAGGUUUAUGUGAAAGCGAGCUGUUACAGCACUUUGCAUUGUGCACAAGAGAAGUUUUCCUGUAUUUACAGACCGAAUGGCAGCGCAAGUCUCUUCCUCCAUCUGCAUAGCAGCGUGUUUGUUACUUCUGAGCUCAUCCUUCGUAGAGGCUGAUGGGCCAGUGGUUUCCACCAAAUAUGGGACUUUGAAGGGUAAAUACCUGAAGGUGAAGGGCACAGAGAGAGUGGUGCACACCUACCUGGCUGUGCCGUUUGCUAAACCACCACUGGGGUCUUUGCGGCUGGCCCCUCCUCAGCCCCCUGCAGCAUGGGAGGGAGAGCUUGAUGCCACCCAACAGCCAUACCUGUGUAUCCAAGACAGAGAGUUUAUCAUUUCAUUGCUGAAAAAUACUUCAAUGGACAUGGAAGUUCCAGAAGUCUCAGAAGACUGUCUAUAUCUCAACAUAUAUACUCCAGUUAAACCCACAGAAGGCACAGAAUUACCAGUCAUGGUGUGGAUCCAUGGAGGCGGAUUUUUGUUGGCUGGAGCAUCCGUGUUUGAUGGCUCUGCUCUGGCCGCCUACGAGAACGUGGUGGUGGUGCUCAUCCAGUAUCGUCUGGGACUUCUUGGUUUUUUCAGCACGGGGGAUGAACAUGCCCCGGGAAACAUCGGACUUCUCGACCAGGUGGCUGCACUGCAGUGGGUCCAGGAGAAUAUCCAGAGUUUUGGGGGAGACCCCAAAUCUGUGACCAUCUUUGGAGAGUCAGCGGGUGGUGUUAGUGUGUCCCUGCAGACGCUGUCUCCACUGUCUGCUGGCCUGUUCCACCGUGUCAUCGCUGAAAGCGGAACUGCAAGAAUGACGAUGCUUUUAAAUUCCAACCCCCUCCCCGUGGCUCAGCUGCUGGCUAACAUGUCAGGCUGUGACAUCAGUAGCCCAAAGCAGAUUGUAGACUGCAUUAUGCAAAAGUCUGAAGAGGACCUCAUAAAGCUGCAGGAGCAGGCUAAAACGAUCAGCUGUGGAAUAACCGUAGAUGGAGUGUUCCUUCCCAAGCCUGUGGAGGAGAUCUUCCGGACGCAGGGGUUCCACAAAGUUCCAUUCAUGACAGGUGUAACCAACCAGGAGUUUGGCUGGACCCUGGCAAAUUACCUGGGUCCUGCAGGCUGGGAGAAGGGCUUGGAUCGGGAACAGAUCCUACCUUUUCUGUCUUUCCUGUACCCUGAGGGUGCAGAUCAGUGGAUGAAUGAGCUGAUCGUUGAUGAGUACCUGAGAACUUCCAAAGACAGGAGUACCAAUCGGGACCUCUGGCUGGAACUGAUGGGAGAUGUAAUGUUUGCCAUUCCUGCCAUCGAAUCGGCCAAUUUUCACAGAGAUGCUGGAGUGCCUGUCUACUUGUACGAGUUCCAGCACGCUCCCAGCCUGCUCCGGGACAGGAGGCCGAACUUCAUCAAGUCUGACCAUGGAGACGACCUCUUCUUCGUGUUUGGGGCCCCCUUCUGUCAGGGGCACAUACAUUUCUCAGGCACAUUAACUGAGGAGGAGGAGCAGCUAUCCAAAGCAGUAAUGGCCUACUUUGGUAACUUUGCUCGAACUGGGUCUCCCAAUGGAGAUGAUCUCGUUCCCUGGCCAGAGUAUGGACAGAGUGAGGAGUACCUGGAAAUAGGGUUAAAGAUCAGGACUGGACGACGCCUCAAAGCAAACCGCUACACGUUCCUGACCAAGACACUCCCAGAAAAGAUCAGAGUUCAGUGGGAGCAGAAAGAUCAUGGCGAGCUGUAAGGCUCUUAACAAGCAGCAGGGGGCAGCACUGUAUCCACCAAGGCCUAUUCAGGGUCAUUUCCAGACUAAUACAUUUAAAUAAUAAAACCUGAUAAAGAAAA
This is a messenger RNA of Brienomyrus brachyistius, 1930 nucleotides long. RefSeq names its product carboxylesterase 2b (gene ces2b). The transcript has 13 exons. The record is from RefSeq and is a predicted model, not a curated record. Bases 150 to 1829 code for a protein of 559 amino acids. NCBI's taxonomy places the organism in Eukaryota, Metazoa, Chordata, Actinopteri, Osteoglossiformes, Mormyridae.